Messenger RNA from Heterostelium album PN500, 1866 nucleotides. RefSeq lists its product as uncharacterized. The record is from RefSeq and is a predicted model, not a curated record. Lineage: Eukaryota; Evosea; Eumycetozoa; Acytosteliales; Acytosteliaceae. Gene Ontology annotation, biological process: pinocytosis. The transcript has a single exon. Gene Ontology annotation, cellular component: phagocytic vesicle; plasma membrane. The coding region runs from base 1 to 1866 and encodes 621 amino acids.
AUGAUAGAGAAAAUGGAAGAACCAACUAGUGAUUCAAUGUUUUAUAGUCCAACUUUCAAAAGGUAUGAGUCAGUCACAUUCUAUGCCAAUUUGUUGAGCAUUCUGAAGCAGUACACACAAAUCAUCGACCAAUGUCCAUCGACCAUCAGAAAGUUGGUGUGGUCUCAUAUAUUUCAAUUGCUUCGUCAACCACAACGUCCAUGUGACAACAUGUUCACACCAGUCAUCAACUCGUGGCUCAACGAGAAAUCGGUGGAUCUCAUGGAUAUCGAGACAUACUUUGCUGCGUUCACUCAAGCUCAAGUAGAGAAUCCAUCGAUCUUCCCAGCCCUCCCAAAUGUCUCAGGUACAUAUUCAAUUCCAGGCAUCUCUGCACCAGCAACCAGUGUUCGUGUUCCAAAUACUCAUUUAUCAUCGAUGUUGAGUACAACCUCAUCAUCAACCUCUUCAUCAUCUUCACAAACAUCAUCACCAAUUACUCAAUCCAAUAACAACAAUAAUAAUAUUAAUAAUUUCAAUAAUUUUAAUAUUAAUAAUUCGAAUACUUCAAAGUCAAAUCAAACACCCAAUCAAACACCAAUUGGUUCACCAAAAUCACCGUUGAGGCAACAUCAACAUCAACAUCAACAACCACAAUCACAACAUCAAACACCACAACAAUCACCACAAUUACAAUUACAACAAAUUUUGACACCAUUGCCUGCCAAUCCACAACAGAACCAUCCAUCGGUUUGGAGCACCGAAUUGUCUUCGGUAUUCUCACAACUCGCUUUACUCCAGAGUUGGUCGACAGGACUCGAUCGUCUCUCGUCAAACUCACGCGAUUCCAUUUGGCGUACCUGUAGAUACAUUCAACAAUUUAUAAACUAUGACAAAACAUCAUUCGUAAAGACCAUUCACAAAUGGACGAUCGACCCAAUUCCAAAUCUUUCACACAUAACAGUGUUGUUCGCUGCCAUCGGCUAUCUCAAAGAGAUGGGUGUAAUUCGUGGUGAAUUCAACUAUACCAACAAUUUAAACUCACCUGUUUUCGCAGCACCAUCAUCCUCAAGCAGCAAUAACAACAAUCACUCUGAAACAACACCACCAAUGUCACCGUCUUCCUAUGAUCUUUCAAGUGAUAACACUCCAGACUACUCUGUUUCUCCACCGUCGUCACCACGUCAGAUUCGUUCCAACAGUGUACUCUCAUCUCCAGGCACUCCAUACUCCGACCAUGUUUCUGCUGCUGCUUCUGCUACUCGUAAAUCAACAACAUCAAACAACAACAGCAACAACAAUAAUAUUCAUCAACUCCCAAUAUUAUCGAUGAGCAAUUACUCAUCACCUGUACAUACACCAUCGACAACACCACAAUAUUUAUCACCACGUCCACUUUCAGAUGUUCCAAUCUCACCGAAAAGCAACGGACUUCAAUUACCAAGUUUGAACAUGGUAAACAACAACAAUUCAACUACCAAUACUGUCUCUGGUCUGAAGAAACGUAAAUCAAUUGAAGAUCUCUUACAAUCAUCACCAAGUGAACACCAAAAGAUGUUGAGCAAUCUUAUCAAGUUGGAACAAAAUCAAAAGUUGAUGCAACAGCAACAACAAGGAUCGAUUAUCAAUGACGACGAUGAUGAAGAUGAUAUCGAAGAUGAAACCGACCAAGAACUUCAAGAGCUGAAAAAGAUGUCGGAAGAAACCAUCAUAAAAGUCAACUCCUAUCACAACGUCUCAAGCUCACCCCUGAAAAAACAGAGAAACCUCUCUGGUAAUGCUGUAGAUCAUCACGAACACAACCACUCUGCCACCACCUCUUCAUCAGCAUCAUCACCAAACUCUGUAGAAUCAAGGUCUUCCAUUAGUUCAAUUUUAUGUUCUUGA